GGUGCACAGACCAAGCACAGACAGUAGAUCUGCUACAUUGUACUUGGUACGAGUACGUAGAUCUACUACAUGUAUGUCACGUUUUUGCGUGAUUGGUCGAGCCACGAGUGCUGUGCCGCUAUAAUUAUGUGCAUGCAACCGGCCGUGUCCUCCUUUUCCGCAACAGCAGCUACAUGUAUCUACCUGUUUCAACGAGCACCACCGUGAAUAGAUGGUCUGACCUACCUGAGCUGAAGGCUUGAAGCUAUCUUCUGGUGGAUAACCGGACUACCUAUACUAGACCAUAAUUAUCGGAACUAAGUGUUACUUCCGACGUGAGUCAUGGUGGUCAUCACCAAAAUUGAGGUGUUUCGAGUUGACUUGCCUUUGAAAGAAGGCCGCUAUGCAUGGGCACGCGGAAAGUUUGUGGAUGUGUUCGACUGCACACUGGUCAGGAUCAGCACAGAUGUCGGCGUCCAUGGCAUAGGCGAGGUUACUCCACUCGGUCCUUUCUAUCUGCCAGCAUAUGGACCAGGUGCAAGAGAGGGGAUUCGUCACAUGGCCCCACACCUCCUGGGCAUGGACCCCACUCAGCUGGAGGUACUGAAUGCAACUAUGGACGAAGUACUGAUGGGCCACAACUACUGCAAAUCUCCCAUUGACAUGGCAUGCUGGGAUAUAUUUGGCAAACUUAGCAAGUUGCCCGUUUGCGUGUUGCUGGGUGGGAGAUUCACACAAACCAUUCCUCUCUAUCGGACUAUCUCCCAGGAAAGUCCAGAAAGUAUGGCAGAUAAAGUGGCUGGCUACAGAGAAGAGGGCUAUCGCAAGUUUCAGCUAAAAGUUGGCGGCGAUGCUACCCUGGACAAGGCGCGAAUCCAUGCGGCGGUGUCAAAGCUGGAUAUUGCUGGCGGAGACACCCUAGUUGCUGAUGCCAAUCGAGGCUGGUUGGCGGAAGAAGCAACACGUGUAGUUCGCGCUGUUCAGGAUCUGGAUAUCUAUAUUGAACAGCCAUGCAACACCUAUGAGGAAUGCCUGAAGGUUCGUCAGCGAACACGACAUCCGUUUGUGUUGGAUGAAAGUAUUGACUCGAUUGAGGCAUUCCUCAGAGCACAUGCUGAUCAGGCAAUGGAUGCGUUUAACCUGAAGAUUAGCAAGGUGGGCGGACUGACGCGUGCACGUCAAAUUAGAGAUCUCGGCGCACGACUUGGUUACGCCAUGACAAUCGAGGAUAGCUGGGGUGGCGAUGUUGUGACGGCAGCUAUUUCUCACUUAGCUGCUUCAACACCAACACGUUGUUUGUAUGCAUCAACGGAUUUCAACUCCUAUGUCACGCUGAGCACAGCUACUGGAGCUCCACAGAGACGAAACGGCACGAUGGAAGCAUCUGACCAGGCUGGGCUUGGUGUAGAGCUACGCGAGGAUGUCAUUGGACAAGCCGUUGAUGUGUACGGCAAUGCUUGAUUCUCCCUGUGAUUCAUCUAACUGCUGUCACCAUGCACGCUUACAUGCGUCAGCGGGAGAGCAGUGUUGGUUAGGUCUAAUUUCAGAAGUUUUAGGUGCUCAAUAUUUCCGUAUGAGGGCAAAAGGCCAGGUUAGGUGAACAGAAAUUUUAGGUACAGAGAAGCAGUUCCCUAUUGGAUUAUGUGUGUUAGUGGUUGUUCGGUGUAUAGAAAUUUUAGGUAUGAAACAGACGCACCGAAAGUACCGAAAAUCAAAGUACACCGAACAUUUGUGAAAUUACAGUAAUCGGGUAGGAAUUGGAGGAUGAACUGAAUGGAAGCUCUUGCUUAUAUGGCAGAGUAGCAAUUCACUUAUUGGCUGUGUAGGCUGUCCCAUGGAACAAUGCUAAUCAGCUGGACACAUUUUUACAUUUCAUUUAAUAUGGCAUUAAAAAAAUGA
Messenger RNA from Sycon ciliatum, 1878 nucleotides. Its product is annotated as cis-3-hydroxy-L-proline dehydratase-like. Lineage: Eukaryota; Metazoa; Porifera; Calcarea; Leucosolenida; Sycettidae. The transcript has a single exon. The coding region runs from base 322 to 1440 and encodes 372 amino acids. The record is from RefSeq and is a predicted model, not a curated record. Gene Ontology annotation, molecular function: hydro-lyase activity.